Molecule: messenger RNA, 1465 nt
Organism: Pipistrellus nathusii (Nathusius's pipistrelle)
Lineage: Eukaryota; Metazoa; Chordata; Mammalia; Chiroptera; Vespertilionidae
Source: the annotation of a GenBank genome assembly
AUGGUGCUCUACCCGGUGAUGCGGAAGCUGCAGCACCAGCGCGUGGUGCUGGCCAGCGCCUCCCCGCGGCGCCAGGAGAUCCUCAGCAACGCGGGUUUGAGGUUCGAGGUGGUGCCCUCCCGGUUUAAGGAGAAGCUGGACAAGGCGGCUUUUGACGCCCCCUACGCCUACGCCAUGGAGACGGCCAAGCAGAAGGCGCUGGACGUCGCCCAGAGGAUGCACCAGAAAGACCUCCGGGCGCCUGACAUCGUCAUCGGAGCCGACACAAUCGUGACGCUGCAGGGGCUGAUCCUGGAGAAGCCGGUGGACAAGCAGGAUGCUUACAGCAUGCUCUCCAGGUUGAACGGGAAGGAGCACAGCGUGUUCACGGGCGUCACCAUCAUCCGCUGUUCUUGCCAAGACAGCCGGCUGGACAUGCAGGUGUCGGAGUUUUACGAGGAGACGCGGGUCAAGUUCUCGCAGCUGUCGGAGGAGCUGCUGUGGGACUACAUCCACAGCGGGGAGCCCAUGGACAAGGCCGGCGGCUACGGCAUCCAGGCGCUGGGCGGCAUGCUGGUGGAGCACGUGCACGGGGACUUCCUGAACGUGGUGGGCUUCCCGCUGAACCGCUUCUGCAAGCAGCUGGCCGAGCUGUUCCUCUCCCCGCCCCCGCCCCCGCCCCCGCCGCCCGGCCCGGGGGACCCCGCGCCCGCGGACCCCGCCCCCUCGCCGAGUCCCAGCGGCCCCCGCGGCCAGGGCGGGGCCCGGGGCCGCAGGAGGAGCUGGGGGGCCAGCAGGAUGGUGGACAGCCUGCCCCCCACGCCGCUGCUGGAGCUGCUGGACGGGUUCAAGGCGUCCAAGGCCCUGCUCACCGCCUGCCGCCUGGGGGUGUUUGACGUCCUGGAGGCGGGCGGCCCCCUGCGCGCCGCCGACGUGGCCCGGAGGAUCCAGGCCUCGGAGGGCGGCACCGCCCGGCUGCUGGCCGCCUGCGCCGCGCUGGGCCUGCUGGAGGCGGCGGAGGGAGCCUACAGCAACAGCGCGCUGGCCAGCCUGUACCUGCCGGCGGACGCCCCGCUGUCCCUGCAGCCCCUCGUCGCCUACACCGACCAGCACACCUGGCCCUUCUUCUCGGAUCUGGAGGCCGCCGUCCGCCAGGGCCCCGGCCCCCACCCCGCGGGCCGGCCGGGGGGCAGCCUGUUCCAGGACCCGGACGGCGCCCCCGGGAGCCGGGAGCGGCGGCGGCAGCUGGUCGGGGCCGCGCACAGCCUGGGCCGCCUCUGCGCCCGCCACGUGGCCGCCGCCUUCGACCUGGGCCGCUUCCCCUCCGCCUGCGACCUGGGAGGCUGCACGGGGACGCUGGCCCACGAGCUGGCCGGGCUGUACCCGGGGCUGGAGGUGACCGUGUUCGACCUCCCUGACGUCAUCGCGGACGCGGCCGCCUUCCAGCCGGACGGCGGGGCCAGCCCCCGGGUCCGCUUCCUGCCGG